Molecule: messenger RNA, 477 nt
Organism: Cinara cedri
Lineage: Eukaryota; Metazoa; Arthropoda; Insecta; Hemiptera; Aphididae
Source: the annotation of a GenBank genome assembly
AUGAGUUCGGUACUCACGGAUUUAAACACAUACGUGUUUACGGCGGUCACAAUUAGUUCUUUGACUGUGAUUGCGGUCGCGUGUCUGCUGAUGUCCACAUUCUGGCGUACCGACCACCAUUUCCACGGUGGCAGACAUAAGACAUCGUCAUCUCCGGUGAACGACUGGUUGCUAGUCACGGUGGUGAUGGUCUUGGCAACGGCCAUUCGCUGGCGGCUGGCCGCUAUGGAACGGGCAACGGAGCAGAUAGCCACUGCGACAGGAUAUGUUAGCCUGGCGUCGACAUACCGCAUGCACGCGACGAGCGUAUCGUGCGCAACUGUUCUGGCGGUCGUGGCACUGCUGAAGUUGACGAAACCCUGGUUGCCGUCGCCCAGCUGUCUCUCGCUGGUUACCGCCACUGUCGUCGUUUCUAUUUCUAUUUUUGUUUUUUCGGCGAACCAUCACUACGAGGACAAUUCAUCUGUAUUGACGUGA